CAAACUCCUCUCCUCAGACAGACUGUGAUCACAAAAACCGAAGCCAAAAAGAGACCAGACAACAAAGCAUCCAUUUCUUCCUUUUGGGUUUGUGGACCGAUUCGCCUCCGAUAACUGUGUCAUUUGGAUUGUGGAACCGUUUGGCUGAUCAAUUGAACUAAACUUUUGGAGUUGUCAAGACUUUUUUGUGUGGAGGAUUUCCUUUGAUUUUGUGUGUGUAUAGAGAAAGCUAGUUAAUAAUGAUGCCGAUGUACAGAUACAUGGAUUCACACCCCGAGCAAAAAAACCAGACCUUCUCUUUCCCUCAAUAUCCUUACCCGCCUCACCAACCAAACCCACCUAUGGCAUUUGUGCCUUGGCCUUAUGGUGGCAACUUUGGCUACCCAAACCCCGUGCCGUGCUAUUCUUGCUGUAACCAUGGUAAUGCUCCUGGUUAUAAUGGUUUCAGACCCUCCUACCCUCAAACUCCAAUGCCAUCACCAAUACAUUUUGCUGGUGGUUAUCCUGCUCCAUAUCAUGAAGCCUACCCUGUUCAAUAUGUCCCGCCUCCUCAUUACUCUAUGGAGCUUCCUCGAUAUGAUUAUGACAAGAAGAUGCCAGGAAAUUAUCACUGCUGUGGGUGUCCUAAUCACAGCCACCAGAAUAAGGGUGUGAAGAUUGAAGAACAAGAAUCACCGGACGUUGUCGAAAAGGUGAAUGACUCAUUGGUUCCGGGUCAUAUGACAAAUUACCCUUAUCCUGUUGUCUGGAUUCCACCAGGAAACAUGAAGGGUGAGGAGCAAAGGAAACUUUCUGGUCCAGAGAUUGUAGAGCAAAAGAUGCAUCCAGAUGAUCAUGAAAGGCCUCCUGUGAGUUUGAAAUCUCAGGAAGGAGAUCAAAGGCGUGGUUUGUUACCUUUUGACAUGGCCAAUAUUGGAUCUUUGAUGCACGGUGGAAAUGGGGAGCGGGUUCAGGAUCAACGGAGUGAGGACAGAAAAAAGGAAUUUCCAUUUCCAAUUUUUUGGAUGCCCUCUUAUGAUGAUACUAAGCGUGAUGGAGCUGGAAAGAAGGACAAGGACAUGGAUGCAUCUCAGGAUCAGCAGACUGAAGAACGAAUGAGGCAACUCCCAUUCCCAUUCUUCUGGCUCCCUCUUGAAAAUAAACAGAAGGAUGUUGGCAUGAGGGAGGAGGAGAAUGAGGAAAUUAGGAAGGUUGAUGCUAAUGCAAGGAUUGUUCCGACGAAGCACGCUGAGAGUAGUGACAAUUGGACUGGAGUUAACGAAGAUAAAUCUGCCGGGCUGGGUGUUCUAGACAGAAAGGGAAAAGAUGCUAAUCAGAGAGUCAUACCAGUGAAGCAAAUGGAGGAUCUACCUAAAAAGGAGGACAACUCUGAAGACGCUAAGAGAAGAGGAAGAGAAGUCCCUGUGAAGCAUGUGGAUGACAAUUUAGCUAACAAACCUUCUGGUAGCAGUGUUCGAAGCCAGUCAUCAUCCCCGAAGAAAUCAUCUCAGCUACCUCCUGUUUGUCUGAGAGUCGAUCCUUUGCCAAGUAAGAAGAAGAAAGGCAGUGGUAGUUCCAGAUCUCCUAGUCCUCCUGGUCAUAAAAAAGUUCAAAAAGAGACUUCAGCAGACACUUCCAAGGCCUCUGCUUCGUUUAGCUUGCCAGAGGACUCGCAACAAAAUAUGAAGCCCCACAAUUCAAGCAAUGGAAAUGAGGUAGAGCCUUUCAAGAAAGAGAAGGUUAUUGAUGUUAUGGAUAAGGGAAUCGGCGAAAACAAUGAUUCAAUGCAUACAUCUCAGAUUCCUGUUAAUUCCAAAGAGGUUUCCUCAAAGCCAACUGUUGGGGAUGCUGGCAAAGAUGGGAAUCAAUGUGAGGUCAAUGAGGAUCAAGGCACAGUAAAUAUAGGAGAAACAACAGCUCAGAAUGUGGAAGAGACGAAGAAAACUUCGGGGUCAGUUAAAUCAGUUGUUGAGGGAAGUAAUUUUGAGAGAAAGAUGUUAUCAGAUGUAUCAGCUGCUGUGCUUAUUCAAUCUGCUUACCGUGGAUUCAUGGUUAGGAGGUGGGAAUCAUUGAAGAAAUUGAAGCAAAUAGCUGAGAUACGUGAGCAAGUGGCUGAUAUUCGGAAUCAAAUCAUAUCUUUGGAGACCUCUGAUCUCAACAAAGACGAUAAACAAAGAGUGGUAAUCGGGGAAACCAUCAUGAGACUUCUUUUAAGACUGGAUACCAUUCAGGGUUUGCUUCCAAGUCUCAGAGACAUAAGAAGAUCCUUGGCAAGGGAGCUUGUACUUCUGCAGGAAAAGCUUGAUGAUAUAAUGUCUAAGAGAUACCAAGACACGACACAAGAGGUGUCCUCUGUUAAAACUGUGGAAGAGCUCAAUGCCAAUGGCAACAACAGUGUCUGCAUGUCAGAGAAGCAAGCAGAGGAAGCAGCAAAAGAUGGUGAAGAAUUCCCUGCUGCUGCCAGCGAUAACAGUCAUGUUGCCACAGAGCCUUGCCAGGGGCAGGUGACACAAACCGCGGAUUCUCUCCCUGGCGUGGAAGUCGAGGUACCAGAACUCUCUGAACAUAAAGAGCUGGAUACAGCAUCUGAGAAUGGACAGCAUGAACUCCCUGGGGCUUGUGAUUUGAAUUGUAAAGGUCUUGAUUCGGGACCUACAAUGGAAUGGAAAGAUAACAUCGCUGAUGGACAGGCAGUGGUGGUGGAUGCAGAAAUGGCCAAUGGUGCUACUGAGUUUGAGCAAUGUGGUGAAGCUCCAUCUCCUGUAGAGGACACGCCAGACCAUAGUGUGGUUUCAACUGCUUCAGAAGUUACAAUAAGUCCAGAGUUGCCUCAAGUAGCAGUUAAUACUGAGCCUGCUGCUUCAGAGCCUGAAAAUGUUGAAGCAUCAGAAAUGAGCAAGGAUGAAAUGGAACAAGGUGGAGAGGUGGAAUUGACCAUGUCACCUGAUAUAACUUCUCCAAUAGCCACUGAUGAUGCGACUGAGAAAGAAGCGGAGAUGCAUGAGCUUGCAGCUUUGCAACUAGGCACAACUGAUGAAGACAGUGGUGCUGUUUCUGAAUUGAAAAAGAACGAAGAAGUCCACAUGGUGAAAGAAAACGAUGUCUCAAAAAGUGGGGAAGAAGAAAUAGUGGCUCUGCAACAAGAGGAGGGAACAGCGGAGGAGUUGACCAAGUUAGGAGGCCUAGUUGAUGAGGAACACACAGGAGAUAAGGUAAUUGAUCCAGAGGUCGAGCACCGUCACCAAAACGAAGCUGCUAUAGAUGAUCCUCUGCCAGCAGUCUCUCAAAUGGUCGAAUCCCAACCAUUGCGCUUACCUGUUGAAACAAGCACUCGUGGAGUGGUGCAUGAAAAUAGGCCUUCAGACCUGAUUGAUGGUGUUGACGCUUGCUUGCCUACAGUGGUUGAUGCUGACACGCCUAAUGAGGAUGAGGUUGAGAAAAGUAGAGAAGCCUAUAAAGACCUGCAAGCAGUGACCAUAGAAGACGAUACAGAGAUGAAAGAGAACAAAGCUGAAAGCGAAGACAGCAAAGAGGAUAUCUUCACUGAGAAGAGUGAGCCAUUGCCUGCAGAUGCUGAAACUGCCAAAGAGGAUGUCCUCAUUGACAAGAGUGAGUCAUUGCCUGCAGAUGCUGAAACUGCCAAAGAGGAUGUCCUCACUGAGAAGAGUGAGCCAUUGCCUGCAUCGCCAAUCGCGACUGAGGUUUCCUCCGGUGAUGGAAGCGUCUUGGGAGACGAAGGUGCUAGGAAGUUAAUUAAAGAGAAUGAGAAGCUAAGGGAAACGUUGCAGAAGUUGAUGGUAGCAGGAAAAGACCAACUACAAGUGAUAUCCGACCUCACCGGUAGAGUGAAAGAUUUGGAGAAAAAGUUGGCCAAGAAGAAGAAAUUAAGAACAAAAAGGUGUAGGGCUGCAUCAUCUCGGUCUUCGUGUGUCAAACCAUCAAGCAAUCACUUGAAGGAGAGGACUGGUGUUGCAAUGUGAAGAGGUUACUUGAUUCUGCAGCUUUCUUGUAACAGGAAUGCAAUGUGUUAAUGUGGGUGAGUGAGUCUGCUUGUAUCUAUACUAUGUGAGCCUUGUAUCUGUUUUCACUUACCAAUAAUAAAGAAUAUUUUCAUCAAA
Rosa rugosa (rugosa rose) is the source of this 4097-nucleotide messenger RNA. Its product is annotated as BAG family molecular chaperone regulator 6. The record is from RefSeq and is a predicted model, not a curated record. The transcript is spliced from 3 exons. Gene Ontology annotation, molecular function: protein-folding chaperone binding. NCBI's taxonomy places the organism in Eukaryota, Viridiplantae, Streptophyta, Magnoliopsida, Rosales, Rosaceae. The coding region runs from base 240 to 3959 and encodes 1239 amino acids. Gene Ontology annotation, biological process: protein folding. Gene Ontology annotation, cellular component: plasmodesma.